Lactuca virosa is the source of this 3406-nucleotide messenger RNA. Lineage: Eukaryota; Viridiplantae; Streptophyta; Magnoliopsida; Asterales; Asteraceae. The record is from the annotation of a GenBank genome assembly.
CACGAUCUAAGUUUACAGAUCUUAUAAAACACACGAAGUUAAAACCAAUUAACAUCUCGAUAGAGGAAGAUAUCCAAAACUUAAUUAGAUAAACGUAGUGAUGAGCUUCAUCUUCAUCGUCGUGGUUGGUUUCGUAUUUUCUCUUCUGCUGCUGCUGCUUCCUCCUUGGAUCUUCUCAUCUUCAACAAUCAACACCGCUUGUUGGUUUCAUUUUGUUUUCCAUCUCGGCCCACUUCCUCAACGGUGUCCAUCCAAUCAAUCUACCGAUCUAAUUCGUUCAGGGGCGUGAUUUUGAAAAUUUUUCUUGAUUCAAACCGUCUAUUUUGGGGUGAUUGAAGAUAAUUUGUUGAAGAUGAAGAAUAAAACUAAAAGAAAUCGAGUAAGAGGAUCAUAAAUACCCUCGGCUCCACUUCAGAAAGACUUCGUUUCGAACAAAUUGGGGUUAUGCCUGGGAAUAAUUACAAUGCCAAUUCACCAGUCCCAUCGAGUCGAAUAGAUCGGCUGUUGAGACAAAGGCUACGAAAAACCAGCAAAGCUUCAAAUUCUAAUGACGCUAAUGGAAACGGCAAUAGCAAUGGCAAUGAAGGUUUGGAUCAUGAACAGCGAUUAAGGGAAGGUGAUGACUUUGUGGAACAAUAUCUUGAAGGAGCCUCCGCUGCACGUGACAGAUGGGAAAAACCAGAUAGUGGACUUUUUACACAACGACUGUUAGUCGUUGCUAAUCGACUACCAGUUUCUGCUGUUCGUAGAGGUGAAGAAAGUUGGUCUCUUGAAGUUAGUGGUGGUGGCCUUGUUAGUGCCCUUUUGGGUGUGAAGGAGGUGGAGGCAAAAUGGAUUGGAUGGGCAGGUGUUAAUGUCCCAGAUGAGCCUGGGCAGAGGGCACUAACUAAAGCAUUGGCAGAAAAGAGGUGUAUACCGGUGUUUCUAGAUGAAGAAAUCGUACAUCAAUAUUACAACGGGUAUUGCAACAACAUAUUAUGGCCACUUUUCCAUUACCUCGGACUUCCACAAGAAGACCGUUUGGCUACAACUAGAAGCUUCCAAUCCCAAUUUGCUGCCUACAAAAAAGCAAAUCAAAUGUUUGCUGACGUGGUAAACGAGCAUUAUGAAGAAGGUGAUGUAGUUUGGUGCCAUGAUUACCAUCUUAUGUUUCUUCCAAAAUGUCUCAAAGAUCACAACAAAAACAUGAAAGUUGGUUGGUUUCUUCAUACCCCCUUCCCCUCUUCUGAAAUUCAUCGGACUUUACCUUCUAGAUCCGAGCUCUUACGUGCUGUUCUUGCUGCUGAUUUGGUGGGUUUUCAUACGUAUGAUUAUGCAAGACAUUUUGUGAGUGCGUGUACUCGUAUCUUGGGACUCGAGGGAACACCUGAAGGAGUAGAGGAUCAAGGGAGGCUUACACGUGUUGCAGCAUUCCCAAUUGGUAUAGAUUCAGAUCGCUUCAUACAUGCUCUUGAGGCUCCUCAAGUCCAGGAGCACAUUAAGGAAUUGAAGGAGAGAUUUUCUGGGAGAAAGGUGAUGUUAGGUGUUGAUAGGUUAGAUAUGAUCAAAGGGAUUCCACAAAAGAUACUCGCGUUCGAGAAGUUUCUAGAGGAAAAUCAAUAUUGGCAUGAUAAAGUGGUUUUGUUACAGAUUGCAGUACCAACAAGAACCGAUGUUCCUGAAUAUCAAAAACUCACAAGUCAAGUUCAUGAAAUUGUGGGACGGAUAAACGGUAGAUUUGGCACAUUAACAACCGUUCCAAUUCACCAUCUGGAUCGUUCUCUUGAUUUUCAAGCUUUAUGUGCUUUGUAUGCUGUCACUGAUAUAGCACUUGUGACAUCUUUGAGAGAUGGAAUGAAUCUUGUUAGUUAUGAAUUUGUCGCAUGCCAAGAUGAGAAAAGAGGAGUUCUCAUUUUAAGUGAAUUUGCUGGUGCAGCUCAGUCCCUAGGUGCAGGGGCUAUUCUUGUUAACCCAUGGAACAUAACUGAAGUUGCAGCUUCCAUAGGCCAAGCUUUAAAUAUGUCAGCUGAAGAAAGAGAAAAACGUCAUUUACAUAAUUUCUCACAUGUCACAACUCACACUGCUCAGGAAUGGGCAGAAACUUUUGUCAGUGAACUAAAUGAUACUGUGCUUGAAGCACAACAAAGAAUUAGACAAGUUCCACCUUUGCUUCCUGUUGAAGAGGCAAUUGACCGAUAUUUGCAGUCAAGCAACCGACUUCUUAUACUGGGAUUUAAUGCGACAUUAACUGAACCUGUUGAUAGUCCUGAUAGACGUGGAGGUGAUCAGAUAAGAGAAAUGGAUCUUAAAUUACACCAGGAUUUGAAAGAACCUCUCACUAGGCUUUGUAGUGAUCCAAAAACCACAGUGGUUGUACUCAGUGGAAGUGACAGAGGUGUACUUGAUGAGAACUUUGGUGAUUAUGACAUGUGGUUGGCGGCUGAAAAUGGAAUGUUUUUGAGGUCCACUAGAGGUGACUGGAUGACAACGAUGCCUGAACAUUCAAAUAUGGAAUGGGUUGAUAGUGUAAAGCAUGUUUUUGAGUAUUUUACUGAAAGAACACCUCGAUCUCAUUUCGAGCUUCGUGAGACAUCACUUGUAUGGAACUACAAGUAUUCAGAUGUGGAAUUUGGGAGGCUGCAAGCUAGAGACAUGUUACAGCAUCUUUGGACAGGCCCUAUAUCCAACGCGUCGGUGGAUGUGGUCCAAGGUAGCCGAUCUGUUGAGGUUCGAGCCGUCGGUGUUACAAAGGGUGUUACAAUUGUUCGAAUAUUAGGAGAGAUCGUUCACAGCAAAUCAAUUUCGGCGCCUAUCGAUUAUGUCCUAUGUGUAGGCCAUUCCCUAGGGAAGGAUGAAGAUAUUUACACGUUUUUCGAGCCGGAGCUUCCAUCAGACAACAUCGGCAUCACGAGACCGAAGCUAAGUGAUGCGACAAAGUCGUGUGGAGAUAGGAAGUCCGGGAGAAGUGGUGGUUCGAAAUCAUCUCAUAAGCAAACUCAACGAAAUACAGAAAACAAGCGAAACAAUAACAGUAACAAUAACAGUAGCAGUACCAGUAAUGGUAUUAACAGUAGUGGUAGCAGUAACAGUAACAGUGUUGGGAAUGGUGGGAGACGCUCGUCACAAUCCCCGGAUAAAAUAACGUGGAACGUACUUGAUCUGAAAGGGGAUAACUAUUUCUCGUGUGCGGUUGGGCGUAAACGUACAAAUGCUCGCUAUAGGCUCGAUACAUCGGAUGAUGUGGUUUCUUUUUUGAGAGAUCUUGCUAGAGCAUCGUGAAAAUGUAUGUGAACUAUAUAGCAAGAUUUUAACUUUUAAAAUUUAUGUUGCUUAUGUGGCAUAUUAUGUGGCAAUCACCAUCAAGCUUGCAUGUAAUUACUAAUUACGUUAACUACUCAUCAAAUUGCAAUUAAAAAUGACUUCAAGU